This is a messenger RNA of Limulus polyphemus (Atlantic horseshoe crab), 2258 nucleotides long. Its product is annotated as XK-related protein 4-like. The coding region runs from base 340 to 1500 and encodes 386 amino acids. NCBI's taxonomy places the organism in Eukaryota, Metazoa, Arthropoda, Merostomata, Xiphosura, Limulidae. Gene Ontology annotation, biological process: phosphatidylserine exposure on apoptotic cell surface; engulfment of apoptotic cell; apoptotic process involved in development. Gene Ontology annotation, cellular component: plasma membrane. The transcript is spliced from 7 exons. The record is from RefSeq and is a predicted model, not a curated record.
GGUACGUAUCACGGAUUACACACUGUUUUUUCUGUUAUCACCGAACGCUGUGACUUUAGCCAUUGUUCAUCGAUAUUGUAUUUAAUCGAAGAUACAGUGGGUGAAAUAGAGUGUUUUUUUAUAGGUUUUAAAGGAAGAACAGAAGACUGAAGAAGUGUUAUGAAUUAUUUUUAUUGCUUUCUCAACAAGUAUUUACAACAUUAAAUAAGUUUUGAAAAGCGCUGUUCAGACGGCUAUUAAUAUCCACACUUACACACACUAUGAUAUUCAAAGUUUUUAGGGCAUGGCAUUACCUUAGCAACAGUGACUGUUCCUGAUGCCAAAAACAACUGUAAGGACAUGAUGAAUAUUACUAGGAAGAUGGAGGAUAAUGAAGGAGACAAUGGAAUUGAUGAAAACACUUCUUCGUGUGAUAAUACACUAGAAUCAGAACAACUUGAUGGUGUUUCGACAGAUGAAAGAUUUGUUUUCUCCAUAUUUGAGUGUGUAUUACUGUUAAGUUGUGUAGGAAGCUUCUUGUUUGAUACUGGCAGUGAUUUGUUGAUGUGUUAUUUUCAUUACAAUGCUGGCAAUAUGUGGUACUUUGGAUUGACUGCUGCUUUUGUCAUUGUACCCGCAUUAACAAUGACAGGUUUUAGUCUUCGUUGGUACAUUUUGGAUCUGAAUAACAGAGAAGUCGAACGUGCAUCUUGGGGCCAGUGGGCUGUUCGAGUGGUCUUUCUAAUACUGCAGCUAGGACCAGUUAUAAGGUACCUUGAAACCUUAUGGUAUGGAUUUAAAGUACGAUCUUCAAACAAAACAAAAAGUGCAAAAGAACAAAAGGAUUAUUAUUGUAAAAUGGUAUAUGAAGAUUCCGAUGCUGCCAUGCUUCGUUUGUUUGAGUGCUACAUGGAGUCUGCUCCACAGUUGGUACUACAGUUGUUUAUUGUAGCUAGGAGCCCAUACCCUAAGCAUAUCAGUUGGCAAACAAUUUUUCCUUGGUUAUCCAUUCUAAUUUCUCUGAUUUCGUUAUCAACAUCUCUGGUUUCCUAUCAGUCUGCACUGCGCCGGUCACUUCCGAACAAGAACGAUUUAACCAAGACUGGGAAAGUAGUGAUGUUUAUGUGGAGACUGUUCGUCAUAGCAUCACGGGUGGUGGCUCUCUCUCUUUUUGCAUCCUACAGUCCAAUAGCCUUAGGCAUUUUCUGUGGAAUACAUUGGAUUGUGAUGACUUUGUGGAUAAUCUCAAUGAAGACAGACUUUUAUGACAAUAAGUAUGAAGAGUUUCUGUAUGAUGCUGUAAUAGGAGUUCAGUUCAUUUUUUGUUACUUUAAUCCAGUGGAUAGCCCUACUCGAUCACGAAUCACUAUAUAUUACAUCUUGGUAUUUAUAGAAAAUACCAUUCUUAUGUUUAUUUGGUAUUAUAACUCAAGUCCUGAUCUUUGGUAUCAUGUGGUUGCAAUGUGCUUCCAGUUUACCAGUUUUCCGUUGGAAUUGUUUUUAUGCUCAUAUAUUACUUAAUGUGUCACCCAACUGGAAACAUUGAAGUAUGGAGAACUAAUAAAAGAAAAUACUCUCUUCAACAAAGGCCUUUUCAAGAGUUAGUGUGUUUUGAAGAAACUGAUGUUUGGAAGAAUAGCUCUAGUUAUGGGAACGGAAAGUACAACAAGGAUGAGAGUCAAGAAGUUGGUACAUUCCAUAACGAUGAUGUGUUAUACUCUCAGGCAACUGAAUAUUGGAAACCAAGUCAUUUUAUUAAGAACUCCAGUUCUGAAUCCCCAGUACUGCAAAAGAUUAAUGUUUGGUUACCUUGCUUCUCCUGACACGUGAAAAAUAUGUAGUGGUUCUUAAUGUGUGGUCCGAGAGCCUCCAUAAGAUGGUCCAUGGAAAGGAAACAGAAUUAUAGUGUCUAGAUCCCAUUGUGGUCCACAGAGAGAAAACAAAAUCAGGUGGUAUGAACAAAAAAAAAUUAGAUAAGCACUGCUCUAUACAUUAUGUAUUAUAAUACUGAUAAUGUGUACAAUUGUGUAUAUGUAUAUAUGUAUUGUGCCAAAAUCUAUGAAGGUAUAUCUGUUAGGAGAUACAUAUACGAGUAUUUUGAAAAAAGCUACCUGAUUGGGUGGAUUCAAGGAAUGAUUCAAACUUUUCAGAUAAUUAUAAUAUUCACCUAACCCUACUUUGUUUCACUUUAUUAAAUAUUCAAACAAUACAUGAGCUUUCAGCCAGCUCUCUGAUAAAUCUGCAGUUAUGUAAAUUCCAAAACACAAUAAAAUUCUGAA